Messenger RNA from Lotus japonicus, 2475 nucleotides. RefSeq names its product transcription factor MYB83-like. The record is from RefSeq and is a predicted model, not a curated record. The transcript is spliced from 2 exons. Lineage: Eukaryota; Viridiplantae; Streptophyta; Magnoliopsida; Fabales; Fabaceae. The coding region runs from base 1102 to 2049 and encodes 315 amino acids.
CGAAAAAGAUGGCCGGAGAAGUCAAUGAUCUGGUGCCCUGUUUCUUUCUUUCUUUUUCUAAAUUUCUCACAGAUGAUUCACCUUUUGUUUGGCUUAAUGAUCAACUAAUCUCUUAUCAUCAAGUGGCUGUGACUGCUUUCAGAUCAGAUCACCAACUCUAUACUAGGUUUGGGAUUCUCUCUCUCUAAGGUAUGACCAUGUAUAUCCUCCACAAGAAUCAUUCUAUUCAAGAGGAACAUCAAUAUUAUGGUGGGGUCAAGUCAGCUCUCUAAGCAAACUUUCUCUUUUCUUUUUCUAUGCAUAAGAGGUGACCCUAAACUUUACUUCAAGGACAACAUGAAUUAAUCACCUGUUUGUUCUCUGAUCUGCAUCUAUUUGUGUGUAUGUAUAGACACACAAUGACAAUAAACAUACAUGAAAUAUUGAUUUACAUGGGCGGAAAGCUCCAAAUAUCUUCGGAGAUGAGAAGGCGUGUAUGGUAUAUCGAUGCACACAUAUUUGAGUCUGUCUUACUUAUUCUUUUUUAGGGUGAAACUUAAGCAUGUGUGGAUCUUAUGCUAAAAUAAUUAAUUAGCAAAAUCUAUAUAGCCAUAUAGGCGAUCAUGUCCAUUAUGUGCCGUCCUAGCUUUUAUUCAUUAUGAUUCUUAUAUUUGUUCUACAUAUAUAUCUUCAACUACACGUGUGGGGGAUUAUGUGAAAUGGAAGCAAAUAACUUGGCUUGGUUACAAAACAAACUCGUAUAUACGUUUGAUAUACUGUGGCACCCUAUGAAUGACUCAUGUGUGAUGAUUACCUUGUGAGUGAAGAAAUUAAAAUUAGAAAAGAAAAAAGACACGGCCAUGCAUGGAGUCAAAGACAAGACGACCAUUAUCAAUCCCUCAUGUCACUCUCCAAACCGUUUUCUACUAGACUCAGCAACCAACUUCCUCUCUCUCACUUACCUAUUUUGUAAGCAAACCCCACAACCAUCACCAUCAUCAUCAUCUUCAUUCAUCAUUCAUUCCCUCCCCAUGAAGCUUCUUUGUAAUAUUUCUCCCUCUAUAUAUAAUUAUAUAAAUCCUUUUGUAAUGAGGAACAUUGGGGGCCCUAGCAGCUAGUACAAUGAGGAAGCCCGAGAACAAGAGCAAGGUUAGAAAGGGGUUGUGGUCACCAGAAGAAGAUGAGAAGCUGACGAAGUACAUGGUGAACAAUGGACAAGGUUGUUGGAGCGAUGUGGCAAGAAAUGCUGGGUUGCAAAGGUGUGGGAAAAGUUGUCGGCUUCGAUGGAUCAAUUACUUGAGGCCUGAUCUUAAACGAGGUGCAUUCUCACCCCAAGAACAGGACCUCAUCAUCCAUUUGCAUUCCCUUCUUGGAAACAGAUGGUCUCAAAUAGCGGCACGCUUGCCAGGGCGAACUGACAAUGAAAUCAAAAACUUUUGGAACUCCACAAUCAAGAAAAGACUCAAGAACUUGUCAACAACCUCAACCUCACCAAAUGCAAGCGAAUCCACUUCUGAGCCUAACAAAGACCACAACAUGGGAGGGUUUAAUAUUUCUGCACAACAUCAAUAUGCAAGCUACAUGCCCAUGUUCAAUUCAUAUCCAUCAUCACUAUCAAUGCAAACCACCACAGUUCUCAACACCAUGAUUGAAGGGUUGCCUAUGCUGGAGCAUGGAAUUAUAAACAUGCCACCUAAUGGAGGAUACUUCAACAGUACAGGACCAUGCUUCUCACAAAGUGGAGUAGUUGAAAAUGACAAUAAUGGAGUGCUUGGGAGUGUAAAUAUUGGAGUAGAAGGGGAUGUGUUUGUUCCUCCUCUAGAGAAUUAUGUUAGAAAUUCUUGUACUAACCAUAACCUGAUCAGAGUGGAGAGUAUGCGCAAGAAAGAAACUAACAAUAGUUACUUUGAUGACAUAAACAACAAUAUCCUUCAUAAUAAUUGCCACAAUAAGAAAUCUGAAAAUGGAGUAGAGAAUUUAUUUCAAGAACAGUUAACCAUGGGAGAGUGGGACUUUGAGGAGUUGAUGAAAGAUGUUUCUUCCUUUCCGUUUCUUGAUUUUUCAACCUGAUCCAAUCACAGUUCUCCUUUUCCUCUCCCCCCUCCCCCUUAUAAGACCUUCUGGGGAUCCCAAUUGCCAAGUUAAAACCUCCAGAAACUAUGAACUUCUAUAAAGAGUGAUCUCCUUACACCUUGUAACAUAUUUUGGCCAUUAUACCAAUUUACAAAUUAACGAGUGCAAGUAGGUCAGAAAUUAAAGUCCAACCUAUAUUCCUGGAUAUCCACAGAUGAUAUCGUGUAAUUAAUCUUGCAAGUAAAUUUGUGUAUUAUCAUGAUAUACACUGAAAUUGUAGUUAAUUACAAUAAUCUUUUAUCUGUGAAAAGAAGCCUGAAUAAAUUUUUGACACAUUAUUUUCUUUGUUCAACUCAAUUUCUUGAGGAUAGUAUUUGUACUUGUUAUUAUAUAUCAAAUUGUUAACCUGAAUUAAUAGGCUUU